ACAAAAGUAAGACGCAUUAUAUAGAUCGCAUUUUAUUAUACUUUGACACACCACAGCCUACUCUAUUUCACAUAUAAAAUAAAACAUAAACAAUGUUUGGUAUACGCACCCCAACAAAAAUCACCACCCCGCCACCCCAUGCUACUGAAAUAGAGGAGAGGGAAGGAUCGGCUCCUAUACAGCCACCGACCCCGACCUUAACCCCAGCGGUGAGAAAGAGCAUAGGAGAGCUGGAAGCAGCUAUAGCUCAGAGUGCAGAAGGGUUAAAAAAGCAGAAGUCAUACAAAACUAGACUUACUGAAGCCGCAGCAGUCCAACAGAGCGCUCUUCUCCAGCUUGACGCUGCCAGAAAUCUAAAGGGCGAAAUAAAAGCAGCGGUUACCUCGGCGGUAAAAAGACUGUAUGAACUGGUAAAAGAGGCCGAGUCUCAAACUAAGGAAGGAAAGGAUAAGAAGAAGGAAAAGGAAAGGGGAAGCGAGGUAGUGGUAGAAAAGGAGAAUGACAGUAAUAAAACUUACAACAUAGACACCACACCGCAAAGUAAAACCCACGAAAUGGACGAGCAUCUAAAGCGGUUGGAAAAAGAAACUAAAAAGCUAGAAGAUAUCAGCAAAUUACUCCAGGACAACAUAAAGCAAUACAAAAGAAAACCAGACGCCGCCCUAGACGAACAAAGAAGGCAGAAGAUACUUCAUCACGUCGAGGGAAACGCAAGGAAGCUCGAUGAAUUGAGGGAAAGGAUAGGAAAACAAGGAGAGCUAAAAGAAAUCAAAGAGCUUAUAGAAACACAGAUUGAAAAAACUGAUGAAAGAGACCGGAACAUCGAGCGGACGUACGCCAACGUUCUGGCAGCUAACAAUAAAAUAGCCCAACAACAAAAUCCCCCCACCACCUUGACCAACCAGAAUAGAUUAAAUCACCCCCUCACGUACAAGCCAAAGCUACAUAAGCUAGUAGUUAAGUCCUCUAGCCAAGAAACAAAUUCAGAGGUUUACGAAAGGAUUCGCUCGGCAAUAGACCCGAAAACUACUGGCCUUCGGUUGGAUACCAUCCGCAAAACCAAGGAUCAGAAAGUGAUAGUGGGGUGCCGAGCGGAAGACCAAAUAAAGGAACUGACGGAAAGACUGCUAGGGGACAAAACACUUACAGUGGAAACGUUGAAAUACAAGGACCCACUAGUUAUGCUGAGGGGCGUUCUCCAAAUUCAUAAAGACGAUGAGAUAAUCGACUAUAUAGAGGCACAAAACAAACAAAUAUUCUCAGGUAUUAAAGAGGAGGAACGAAGGAUGACUGUCAAAAGACGUAAGACAGCAAGAAACCCUCACCUGCAGAAUAUUAUACUACAAGUGUCCCCUACAAUCUGGAGAAGAAUGGUGGAGGUGGGAAGAGUACACGUUGAACUACAAAGAGUGGUGGUCCACGACCAGUCACCACUGAUACAAUGCACCAAUUGUUUGGGCUAUGGUCACACGCGGAAAUAUUGUGAAAGCACGAAAGAGGUCUGCGCUCAUUGCGGGGAGGAACAUAAAAAGGCAGAUUGCCAAAAAUACAAAGCAGGAGACCCCCCAAUGUGCGUAAACUGUACAAUGCUAAACGUGAAUGCUGACCACAACGCGUUUGACACUGACUGCCCAACGAGAGCGAGGUGGGAGGCAAUGGCAAGAUCGACGGUGGCGUAUUGCUAAGGGCACC
This is a messenger RNA of Pieris napi, 1692 nucleotides long. Its product is annotated as involucrin-like. The transcript has a single exon. Bases 93 to 1685 code for a protein of 530 amino acids. NCBI's taxonomy places the organism in Eukaryota, Metazoa, Arthropoda, Insecta, Lepidoptera, Pieridae. The record is from RefSeq and is a predicted model, not a curated record.